UUACAAUGGGGAGACUGGAAAGUUUUUUCAAUGUAAAGUUUCUCUCUCUCAAAUAAAACAUCUGAAACUCAAGACAUCUUUAAGAAUUUCUUACGAAAACAUGCUGGAAGACAGUGGAUCUUGUUUUCUCCCAAGAAGGAUCUCCCAGGACCCUUUUUCCUUCUUGCUUUAAAAUUGAUCGUCAACAGAUGCGGAAGCUACAUCUUUUUGUUGGGUUAGUUCUUAAAUUAUUAAGUGAAGAGAGAUGAGACUCCUUAAGAUUGGCACUGGACAAAACAACACCUCACCUUCCUGGCUUAUGAAACUCAGUUUUAUUUGGCUUUUUAGUCUGAACUGUUGCAAAGCCAGUGCAGUUUGGACUGCUUAUAUGAACAUAUCUUUUCAUGUCGGGAAUCGAGUGUUGUCAGUGUUGGGGGAAACUGGAGUAUUUGGAAGAAACUCCACUUUGAAGAGAGUGACAGGAGUUCUAGUGCCUCCAGAUGGAAAAACUAAAAAUGCUUGUAAUCCCAGUACCAGUUUCGGCAGAUCAAAGAAUUUAGAGACAUGGCUUGCACUUAUUGAACGGGGUGGUUGUAACUUCACACAGAAAAUUAAGGUUGCAACCGACAAGGGAGCCCAUGGAGUGAUCAUCUAUAACCUACCAGGAAGUGGCAAUCAAGUUUUCCCUAUGUUUCAUCAGCCAUUUGAAGACACUGUUGUAGUUAUGAUUAGCAACUUGAAAGGAAUGGAAAUUUUGCAUUUGAUUCAGAAGGGAGUUCCUGUUACAGUCACGAUUGAGGUGGGGAGAAAAUAUGUCAUCUGGAUGAAUCACUACUUUGUCUCUUUCAUGAUUGUCACAUCUGCUACAUUAACAUAUUUUAUCUUUUAUCAUAUUCAUAGACUUUGGGUAGCAAGGAGUCAGAACAGAAGAUGGCAGCAGUUAGCCACAGAUCUUAAAAAAGCUUUUGGUCACCUCCAAGUUCGGGUAUUAAAAGAGGGGGAUGAGGAAUUAAAUCCAAGUGGAGAUAGCUGUGUAGUUUGCUUUGAACCCUAUAAGCUUAAUGAUACAGUUCGCAUUCUGACUUGUAAACACGUUUUCCACAAGAACUGUAUUGACCCUUGGAUUCUAGCCCAUGGCACAUGCCCUAUGUGCAAAUGUGACAUUCUUAAAGCUUUGGGGAUUCAAGUGGACAUUGAAGAUGGAAUAGAAUCUUUGCAAGUUCUAAUGGCGAAUGAAUUACCUGAAAACCUAUCUCCUAGGCAAGAGGAGACAAAUAAUGAAGUUCUUCCUGUAAGAAUGUCGGAUGUGGAAGAACACCUUACUGCUCUGAAUAGUAACAGCAAGCCCAGUUCUAUAGGGGAAACCAUUUAUCCUUAACCUUGACAGCAUGACCUCUGAGGAAGUGGAUUAAACCUGUUUGUCAAAUGAGGUCCUAAUAACUG
This is a messenger RNA of Fukomys damarensis (Damara mole-rat), 1422 nucleotides long. RefSeq names its product ring finger protein 133 (gene Rnf133). The coding region runs from base 245 to 1357 and encodes 370 amino acids. Lineage: Eukaryota; Metazoa; Chordata; Mammalia; Rodentia; Bathyergidae. The transcript has a single exon. The record is from RefSeq and is a predicted model, not a curated record.